CUAACGUGUUCUCGCGGCGCCGAUGUUGUGUGCGAGUGUCGAGUCGUGGCCAAUGUUGUGAAACACCUUCUGUCCACGGACGGGCUGACUUUGCCGCCGAUCGCAGGGCGGUUGAACCACUCUCUGCUUGAACCCCCCCACUUCAGACCUGGGGGUUUCACGAAUGUGCAGUCAGCAGUCAGCAGUCAGGAGGCAGGAGGAGAGGAGGGGACUUAUAACCAGCGGGCGAGCCAUCUACCACACACACCACCCACCACCCACCUCUGGCGUGUACGCGGCUCACAGUCACGCGUGUUGAGGAUUGGUGAAGAAGAAAUUGAUUAGGCCUACAGUAAAGCAGCAUUUACUUACUUUUCCUACACAACGACGGCUUGGCUCGUAGUUGGAGACUCAACGUUUGUGAAGUGUUCCUCCCAUCACGUGUCUAGGCCUAGAACAAAGAGGAAUCCGCCUUCAUUUUAGUAGUUGUUGGUAAAAGUAGUUUUCUUUUUUCAUUCUUUUCAUUUUAAACAUUUUUAUUUUCAGAGGGAUUCUUGAUACAAUUCCCAGGCUGCUGAUUCUGAAUCAAAAUGUGAAUGAAGUUCGAAUAUUGAGUUGCGAAGUUGUGUGAGGUGCUACAAUUAGGGUGACCAAUUUGACGAGUUUGUGUGUGUGGUGAGUUCAAUUCCAACAGUUUGCUGUUCAAUUUUUUUCACUGAACUUUGGUGUCAGCACAAUGGGAAACGCCAAAUCACGCGAUGGAUAUGAGCAGUUUCAGGAUACCCAAGAGGGUACACCUAGGAAAACUUAUGACAGCCCGUCGUUCAGCGGUGGGUCUAUGUCCAUGCUGGAGGUGUCCCAAGACGUGCAGGAGGUGGCGCCCAGCAAAGGUGCGGCCCCGGAGAAGCAAGAGAACGGCAGCUCACCCAGCAAAGGGAUGAACACGGCAGCGUCUACGUACUUCAACGAGAGGAUUGCCAUACCUGAAGUGGAUGAUUAUAGCUGCUUCAGCUUCCGCAAGCUAUGGGCGUUCACAGGUCCAGGAUUCCUCAUGAGCAUCGCCUACCUUGACCCAGGGAACAUCGAGUCUGACCUCCAGUCGGGAGCUACUGCCAAAUUCAAGCUACUAUGGGUCCUCAUGUCGUCCACCAUCCUGGGAUUGCUGAUGCAGAGGCUGUCAGCGCGUCUGGGCGUUGUCACGGGCAACCAUCUGGCGGAAGUGUGCUUCAAGCAGUACCGGAAGGCGCCGCGGCUCCUGCUAUGGCUUAUGGUGGAGAUCGCCAUCAUUGGCUCAGACAUGCAGGAAGUCAUCGGCACGGCUAUAGCCUUCUAUUUGCUCUCUGACGGAAAGAUACCGCUGUAUGCAGGAGUCAUCAUCACUGUGGCCGACACCUUCACUUUCCUGUUGCUGGAUCGCUAUGGUCUCCGGAAACUGGAAGCUUUCUUUGCUUUCCUCAUCACAGUCAUGGCCAUUAUGUUUGGAUAUGAGUACGUGGUGGUGGCCCCGAACCAGGCAGAGGUCGUGAAAGGACUGUUCAUCCCGUACUGUGAGGGCUGUGGAUCUGAUGAACUCAUGCAGGCUGUGGGGAUCAUUGGUGCUGUGAUCAUGCCUCAUAACAUCUACCUGCACUCGGCAUUGGUAAAGUCUCGAGAAGUUGACCGCUCCAAGCGUGGGGAGAUUCGGGAAGCCAACAAAUACUUCUUCGUGGAGGCCAGCAUCGCCCUCUUCGUCUCCUUCAUCAUCAACGUGUUCGUCGUCUCGGUGUUCGCCGAGGGAUUCUACGGGAAAGAGGCCGGACAAGUUUUCAACAACUGCCUCGCCAAUAACAACCCGCACGCAUAUGUGUUCAACACUACUGGUGAACUCGAUGUUGAUAUUUAUAAAGGGGGAGUGUUCCUGGGUUGCCAGUUUGGCGCUGCCGCCAUGUACGUGUGGGCUGUUGGAAUCCUGGCAGCUGGACAAAGCUCUACGAUGACCGGAACCUACACCGGACAGUUUGUUAUGGAGGGUUUCCUCAACCUGACCUGGAAGCGAUGGCAGAGAGUCCUCCUCACCCGAACCAUCGCCAUCCUCCCCACUAUCUUCAUCACGAUCUUCUCCGGCAUCAACGAGUUGACCCUCAUGAACGAUCUCCUCAACGUCCUCAUGAGCCUUCAGCUGCCCUUUGCCCUGCUCCCCAUCUUGACCUUCACCUCGUCCAAAUCCCUCAUGGGGGAGUUCAAGAAUGGAAAAGUAAUGAAAAUACUGACUGGUGUCCUUGCUGUGGUUGUCAUUGGGAUCAACCUUUUCUUAGUGGUGGAUUCCAUGAAAAAGCUGCCACAGCACUGGGCAGUCUACCUCGCCAUUGCUGUUGCUGUGUUUCUAUAUCUGGCGUUUGUUGUUUAUCUGACCCUGUUCUGCAUGAUUGUGAUGGGCUUCAAUUCUAUAGCAAGACUACCAGCAGUCCGAAGAAUUGUCGGCCCCGCUUCUUGGAUGAUGGAGUCCGACGAGUCUCCCAUCUCUGUGGACAGCGCUGACGGCGUCAACAAGGACACCAAGUCUUAAGUGCCGGACUUGCUCAGUCUAAGGGAGAGCUCAGCAGUCUGCUACUUUGCUGGGCUCAUAUUUGGUGGAUUGAGUGAGGCGGACUUACGCUCUACGCAUUUACCAACUUUUCUUUACGUUUUAGAGAAGCACGUCUAUUCUGUAAUAGUAACUUAACGCGGGGAAACGGCAAGAUGGAGAGAUGUAUGAAGUGAGUGAUAGGAAAGAAAGAAGUGAGCGAUAGGAAAGAAAUAAGCUUUGCCUGGUUGAGCCCUCCAACCACCCAGUUAAUAGACCCCACGAUGAGUGCCAAUAGAGAAAUGCUACGCAAAGUCGAAUAAGGUAAAGCGUAAUUUCAGCUCACUAUUCACCAUUAGUAUGCCCCAGGUGUAGACAUUACUGAUGCUCUUCCCACUAUCUUUACUUUGUACAUAUUCAUGACAUGAAUGAACUCAUGUUUUCACUUUGGCAGCAGUUGAAUGGGGGAUAAGUGUGUUCACACUGCUGCUGGUCCGAUGCUGUGAUAACUGUUGGUUCAGUCAGUCUCUCGUGCCUGUGGCUGGGUGCUCAUACCAAACGCUACAGGGCGAAAACGGUAGAGCUCGCUCUUUAACUUUAAUGUAAAUUUCCCUGAACGGUUGUUACGUCAUUAUUCGCCCGACUUCUGGUUUAGUACAUGUAUGCAAGGGGUAAUCAUUCCAGGGGAAUAAUUGAACUUUUUGAGAACACGAUUUCUGGACAUUUUAACAAUGCCUGAAGACACUCUGCUUUUUGGGCACUCUAAACAAGAAGAACAACUAUAACAAUUAUCAUUUCUUUUUUUUCUUCUGAAUCUUCAAAAAGCAGCCAACAAUACGCGAACUAUGAAAUAUAUGCACAUAUUCGUUUUUGAUUUAUGUGUUCUCCUCUCGUUGCUUUACGGCAACACAGGAUGAAAAAGUAAUAGUAGAAGUAAAGAUUUGUGUGUUAUGGUUCGGAAAUGUGCCUCAUCAUUGGUUGUGAUCAUUUGCUAAUCGGACAUAGUGUGUCCGUUAUGUCCGUAAAGAGCUCACGUGUUCUAUUCGUUCCGUCCGGUAGCAUUUAGCGUGGACAUCCUGGAAGGCGGAGUUUGCUUUGUCAAACGAACAUUAUAAUCGGAGAGUUUUGAUUUUAAAGCAGCAGAAGUUUUGGAGUUGGAAAAAAAAUUCAGAGAUUAGAAUUUAAAGCAAUACGAUGUAUGGUCAUGACCGACUUGAUUUAGUUUUGCAUUGAUGACUCUUGCUGAGAAGGGAUACAUGUACUUCUAUGUAUUUGCAGUGCGCAAGAUCUUGUUUCUGAGCAAAAGAAGCAACAUAUGUGCGUCGACUCUUUCUGUCAUAAAUGAAUAGUGCUGACAUGGAACUAGUUUGGCUGUUGCCUUUUAAUGAAACGUCUUUAUUUGUUUUGUUGUUGCUUUCCAGCCAUGACAAACCUUACCACGCUGCUUUGAGUUAUUCAUCCAUACGGUCGUUUAAAAAGAUAAUUGGAUUCUUGAAAAAAAAAAAAAAACA
This is a messenger RNA of Aplysia californica (California sea hare), 4032 nucleotides long. Its product is annotated as natural resistance-associated macrophage protein 2. Gene Ontology annotation, molecular function: iron ion transmembrane transporter activity; manganese ion transmembrane transporter activity; cadmium ion transmembrane transporter activity. The coding region runs from base 716 to 2524 and encodes 602 amino acids. Gene Ontology annotation, cellular component: membrane. Gene Ontology annotation, biological process: metal ion transport. Lineage: Eukaryota; Metazoa; Mollusca; Gastropoda; Aplysiida; Aplysiidae. The transcript is spliced from 14 exons. The record is from RefSeq and is a predicted model, not a curated record.